Messenger RNA from Hemibagrus wyckioides, 4495 nucleotides. Its product is annotated as protein phosphatase 1 regulatory subunit 12B. The transcript is spliced from 9 exons. The coding region runs from base 90 to 686 and encodes 198 amino acids. Lineage: Eukaryota; Metazoa; Chordata; Actinopteri; Siluriformes; Bagridae. Gene Ontology annotation, molecular function: enzyme inhibitor activity; phosphatase regulator activity; protein kinase binding. The record is from RefSeq and is a predicted model, not a curated record. Gene Ontology annotation, cellular component: cytoplasm; A band; Z disc.
GAGACAGAGAGAGAGAGCACUAAACAGUAAAGAAAAAUAAUGGGAGUGAAGAUAAUGCCCAUUGCACAGUGACAAGGAAGGUUAACUAAAUGCUGGACAGUUCAGACAGAGGCAAGACAGAGGCAACAACUCUAUCAGAUAUGUCAUCUUACUUGCGGAACAAAGACCUGUCUUCUCGUACCAGAAAAUCAGUUUUGGAGUCGCCAACCUUCUCUCCAUUCUCUGGCAACAGAAGCUUCAAACAUGACAGAUCUAGGGGUGAUGCCAGUGAAGUGGAAAGUGCUUCGGAAACACUUGGUAAUACCAGCUACUACACACGUCGAGAACUGGAUUCUCUAAACAAGACAACUGAUUUUGCCAGCAAGGACUACAAGAAGGUCACUGAGUACACUUGGGGAAAGUCAAACAGACAGUGUUUAAAGAUACCAAAGCUGUAUGAGGAGGCAUUAGCAGAGAACGAGAAGCUCAAGGCUUGUCUGGAGGAUAGCAAGCAAGAUCUGGCUAAAUUGCGCUUGCAGCUAGACAAAAUCACACAGAAGCAGGACAGAAUAUCUGAGAGGUCCAGUGUAUCUGAAUCAGAAAAAAUGGAAAAGCAGUUGUUGGAGAAGAGGGUGACUGAGAUGGAAGAAGACAUUAAGAUUUCAUCAGAUUUUCACCAGAAAAUCAUCAUCUUGAGACGUGACUAACCCCUCAAAGGAAUUUUGAUGUUUGCUCAUAAUGGACCAACAAAUCCUACAGUAGAGACAACAAAAAGGAAGUUAGAAUACUUUCUCCUACCACUUAUUAUUCCUCUUCCAAAUUUCACAGCAGCAAUGCCACCCUGCUGCCCAUCGUUCUUCCAGAACUCCUUCCACGUACAGUCUGAGAAUUCCACCACUGUCACUGUUCAAAACAUACAUAUCCAUGAGUGAAACUACAAAUCACACAACUGAUUAAUGAUUUAAGUCAGCAGAUGUUCUGUCUUUCAAGAUUUAGAAGGAACCUCAUCAAUUAUGGAUUGAUAUGGAUGAGAAUUGAGCUCCCCAGGCUAUAUGCCAGGUGGACUUGCAAAGGUUGCACUAUGGUCAUGUUAGAUGUUAGUAACGUUUUAUCAACCAGAGUGAGCGCUCCUAAAUAGCAAGGAUUCUCACCAUAGCCAUCGUUUAUCAACAGACGUGCUAACAUCUCUAGGCAAAUCCUGUGUGAAGAUUCAGCUAUGGUUCAUAUGGUUUUGUAACUGAUGUUGCAGGUCAGGCAGUUUGUCAUAGGCUACUGGCAGCUCCCUUCUAUAGUUUUCACAUGCUUCUUCAGAGUGUAAAUACUAAUAGGUGCCCUGCAAAAAAAGAGCUCACUGCAGAAGCUGCUGUCAAUUAUGAGGAGCCUUCUGGUUUAGCAAACGUGAAGUGCAUGACCUCAUAUCCAGAGACUUUCUGAUCAUAGUAAACUUUCCUGAAUUCUUCCAGGUUCUGUUGUGCCCAAACAAAGGUAGCUUGGAGAAUGGAGCAUAGAUUAGCUACAUCCUAAUGGGUAGUAUGUAUGGCCUAUGGCCUAUACAGGGGGUAUAGGUGAAGAGUCAUCUCUUAUCCUGUCAUCAUCCCAAAUUAUAUUAUACCAGAGGGAUAAUAUACCAGAGGAUAUAAGGAGCCCAAAUGGAAAUUUCACAUCCCAGUCCCACCCUUUAGAAUCAGAAUCAGAAUCACCUUUAUUACUGUGGGUUUACAUGUAAGGGAUUUGUCUUGGUUUGCUGGUGCUUAAUGACGACAGUUGUAUAUGAGAAAUAAAAAUGAUAUAUUGACAAGGAAAACAUUAUAAAUUUAAAAUUUGGAAAAUAAAUAAAUAAAUAAAUAAAUAAAAACUCUACAUUAAUUCAUGAUGUGCAAUUUCUUAAAACAGCAAAGUAGGGUUUUUGUUAAUGUCCAAGGAGGCAGAUAAGUGACUAUGGUGGGUCCAGGAAAUUCUCAAUAAGGCCAGUUGUAUAGAAAGAAACUGUUUCUGUGGUAUAAGGUUUUAGUCUUGAUGGAACACCUCCUGCCAGAGGAGUGUGCCUCAAAAAGAUUGUGAGAGAUUAGAGGAGUCAGCCACCAUCUUAACUGCUUUCUUCAGUGUCCUGGAAGUGUACAGGCCCUGAAGAGGUGGCAGAUUGCAGCCAAUCACCUUUUAAACAGAGCAACUGACAGACUGCUGGAUAGUAUCAACUGGAGAGUCACACAGGAUAAUGGUAGUGGGUGGGGGAGGGUUCUUACUGAAGUCUCCACUGUUUUCACAGCACUGAGCUUCAGGUUGAUCUGCCUUCACCAGGUCAACAAAUGGUCAAUCUCCCUCCUGUAGGUAGAUUUAGAGAUGAGCCCAGUGAAGGUGGAGUCUGCAAACCUUAAUAGUUUGAUGGACUGGUGACUAGAGAUGCAGCUGUUGGUGUACAGGAAAAAAAGAGUAGAGGAGAAAGAACACAGCCUUGGGGGAACCAGUGCUGAUGAUCCAGGUGACAGAGUUGCCUCCUAUCAGUCAGGAAGACUGUGAUCCACCUGCAUGUGGAAUCCGGCACACUCAGCUGGGAGAGCUUUUUGUAGCAGAUAUAUUCUUCUUCAUCAUUUGCAGUUGUUUGGUUUGCCCUCUUUACCUGCCCUUAUGGGUGAAUUUAAAUAUUAAAUUUGGAAUGAAAUGCAAGCAAUGUUCACAAUUAAUUCAUUACUGAAGCUGUAAAGCUGCAAAGUGUUUAAAGCUCCAGAACAUUAAUGGCUCAUCUUUGUGAUAUUGGGUCAUACUGGAUACAGCUCUUUCUAGACUAGCCUGGAGUUCAGAGUCCAGGAAGGUCUUCUGUUAUGUCAUCUCUCAAUCAGCUCACAAUUUUCAUGCAACACAAUGUCCCCUGUCACACUGCAAAAUGGGUAAAGCAGUUCCUUGAUGCUAAUUAUUUCAUAUUGAAAGAAGAAAUUUCCAACCAAGAGUCAGACAUAAAGGAGGCUGGGGUAGUGAAAAAAAAGGGUUUUUUUUAUUUAGGUUUCAAGGGUGAGGUGAGGUAAAAGAAGGUGAGGAGUGUAGUGCUCUCUACAGCAGUGUGCUUUGUGGUAAUGGUUUCCAGGCAAGGCUGAGCAACAACAAUGCAAAACCCAGGGCACACCAAGUUUUGGGAGCACUGUCUUCAGUGGGGGUCAUUUAUUACUUUUGAAACAACUUGUCUACCUCCAUGUGUGUGCUGCACCCUUUUAUACUCCCCCUAAUUCUCACAGAGUCAGUGCCAUGUCAAGGUCACCAGCCAAAAGCCCCCUUCUUCUGCUUCUUCUGCUUCUGCCCCCUUUCCUUGCAGACAUGUGCUCUCCUGCUUUCCACAAAAAUAUGUGACUGUGUGUGUGUGUAUAUGUGUGUGUGUAUGUGUGUGUAUAAUAAGAGUCAGCAUCAGAUCCAAACAGCUGGAUAUUUGGAGUCCAACAAUGUUUAGGUAGAUGUUAUGUGUGAAAAAAGUAACAUCAACAUGAAUGCCAGGUUUCCCAGCAGAACAAUGUCCAGAGCAUCACACUGUCUCCACCAGCAUGCCUUCUUGCUAUAGUGCAUCCUGGUGCCAUUUCUUCACCUUGAUGCACACAGCCAGGCAUCGAAAAUAGAAAAAUUGCAAAGAAAAUGCAAUUCAUCAGAUCAGGCCACCUUCUUCUAUUGCUCCACACUCAAGUGCUAGUUGUAGGCACUUUCAGCAGUGGACAGUGGUGACCAAUUUGCAGGUAUGCAGGCCCAUACACAUCAAGUUGCAAUGCACUGAGGAAAAGGUUAAGACACUCUAUGUCCUAAUAGCUAGUGUCUCAGCGAUUGGCUCAUAUAACCUCAAUGAGAUGUUUCUUGUAGCCAUCUUCCAGUUUCUGACAUUGAAUGGCAGAAAGUUUCCCCACUCCUCAAUGCAGAAUUCUUUCAGCUAUGUGAUAUUUGAGAGGUUUCUUGCAUGCACAGUCCAUUUCAAAUCACCCCACAGGAUCUCAGUAGGAUUUAGAUCAGUCAAAGCCCAGAAUUCUCCAUUUUUUACUUUUCAGUCAGUCCUUGGUGGAUUUACUGGUAUGUUUUUGGUCAUUGUCAUGUUGCAAGGGUCAGUUCUGCUUUAGCUGCAAUUUUUUUUGACAACAAAGAGUUUAUAAUGGAUUCUAUGAUGGUGAGCUGGCCAGGUCCUGCUGCAGCAAAGCAUCCCCAAACCAUAACACUUCAGUUUUGCCCUCAUGUGUUUUUAGACUGCAAAGGUUUCCUUCUUGCACACCUCCCAUAAUAAUUAAAGUUAUGUAGUUUUUUUCUGAUUGUAGAUUCAUGCACUUUGGCAUAAACUGUAGCAAAAGCUUGCUAAGUUCUGUGAUGAUAUUGUAGGGUUUUUGGAGACGUCUUUAUGCAUCUUGAGGUCUGCUCUUGGGAUGAAUUUGCUUGGACGGCCUGACCUGGCCAUGUUUGCAGUUGUUUUAAAUGUUCUCCAAUUGUAAAUGAUUUUAUGGACAAUGAUACAUACAUACAUACAAUAUACAUUCUUUAAAGAUCUUUUUAUAUCCCU